Messenger RNA from Paramecium octaurelia, 368 nucleotides. The record is from the annotation of a GenBank genome assembly. NCBI's taxonomy places the organism in Eukaryota, Ciliophora, Oligohymenophorea, Peniculida, Parameciidae.
CAAAUUAAUAUGGAUAAUAAAUGGAAUUAUUUCCAUUUAUUAAGUGAUCAUAUAAACAGUCGUCUGAUCUAACAUAACAUAUUUCUAAUCCAACAUUAUCCAUAUAUUAAAUAUUAUGCCUAAUAUUUAUUUUAGGUGGUAUUCAAGCAAGAAUUCAACUGAAUUAACUUCAUUCGAUGACUAUAUUGAAAGAGCAAAGCCAGGAUAAGAUUCUAUCUAUUAUUUGGCAGGUGAAAAUAAAGAAUAAUUGUUGUCAUCUCCAAUCAUUCAAGGCUUAAUCAAAAAAGGAUAUGAAGUCUUAUUGUUGGAAGAUCCAGUCGAUGAAUUCACAUUCUAACACUUGAAUGAAUACAAAUAAAAGAAACUCG